ACCAAGGAACGACGUUGUCCAAUGAUGACGUGACCACCAUCCCACUUCUUCUUCCCCACUCUCUCUGCUUUACCUCUCCUCCUUCCGUCCAAAACAUCCACCCCCCACACUUCCCAUCAAUCACUAUCUUCCUUCCCCCAACUUUUCGCCCACGGCCAGCCGCCAUCGUCUUGCACCGGCGUGAAAAUUUAUCGCUGACACUUCCCUUCACCGCCACCCGUCUCUCAUUUCAUCUCGCGCCAAACCCACCCACCAGGCCAUAUUCAUCUUCCCUGGGGGCACAAAUUCCAUUUUCACUCACCUCGUCAUCUCCCUAUAACCCCCGGACCAAAAAGAUGAUAAAUUUAUGAAAUGGUUAGUUAACCAUCACCAAUUUCUUCCCCAAAUUUGGCAUCUUUGCGCGGAAUUGCCUGACGGGUCGCUGUUGGAUUAAAAAAAAAAAUCGAUUUCGAGGUAGUGGGGUUCGGUAAUAAAACGAAUUGAUUGAACCCAGGAACUACCGGUGGUAGAAUCGGAAUCGGAGGUUCACAAUCGUUUGUGAAUGAUUCGUAAUUGGAGUAGGCAGAAUUUUGUCUAGUUUUGGAUUUUUUAGGUUCGUGUUUCUAAUUUUGGUGGUGGUUAAUUUGCCAUGGGGAAUGUGAAUGGGAGAGAGGAAGAUGGGGAAGGUGGAGGGGGAGGAGAUGAGGGGGAAGAAAGGAGGAACGGCGGUGGCGCCUUGGGUAGCUCCGGUGGUGGGGAUUCGCUUGACGAACAAGGACGGCGAGGUGGGCGCCGCGGGAGUGGGGUCAUGGUUGUUCCUCAUGUCAGCCACCAUGGCGGCGGCGUUUACCGGCCGCCGCAUCCACAAUUAAUGAGUCAUUCUCCUCCUCACAGUCCCAGAGCUAGCCACUCGCCUCUCAUGUUUACUCCACAGGUUCCAGUGUUGCCGUUGCAGAGGCCUGAUGAGGUUCAAUUACCAAACCAAAUGUGGAUGCAGAGUUCUGCUACUUACGAGGAACCGUUACAUGAGCAAGGGAUUCCAACCAUGAUUACUUGGAGCUACGGUGGUAAAGAUGUGGCCGUGGAAGGAUCAUGGGAUAAUUGGAAAGCAAGGUUGUGGAAAUUGGUAAUGCGGCUGCAGAAAGCUGGCAAGGACUUCACCAUAAUGAAGGUGCUGCCUUCCGGCGUUUACCAGUAUCGGUUUAUCGUGGAUGGGCAGUGGAGACAUGUCCCUGACUUGCCCUGGACCCAAGAUGAUGCUGGAAAUGCUUACAACAUAUUGGAUUUGCAGGACUAUGUUCCAGAAGACCUGGAAAGCAUAUCGAGCUUCGAACCUCCUCAGUCUCCAGAGGCGAGCUACAACAAUUCUCAAUUGGGAAAUGAAGAUUUUGCAAAGGAGCCACCACAUGUUCCACCGCACUUACAGAUGACUCUGCUCAACCUGCCAUCGACUUACAUGGAGAUCCCAUCGAGACCUCCACAUGUGGUGCUGAACCAUCUCUACAUGCAGAAGGGGAGGAACAGCCCUGCAGUCGUUGCACUUGGUUCCACUCAUCGGUUUGUGGCCAAGUAUGUCACCGUGGUGCUCUACAAAUCCUUGCAGAGGUAAAAAAAAACCAUACCUGGAGAGAUUUUACAGUCACCCUGUCAAAAACAUGUAGUUUUUACUAGUAUAUAUACGUAGUUGUUGUUCAAAGAGGAUGACAAAAACUUAUGCACAACUCUAAUAGCUCAGUUUAUAAAGUGAGCUUUAGGAAUAUGGAGAGGAUGUGGAGUCCUCCUUAGAUUUGUAGUCACCAUAAUGCAAACUGCUUCUUUUAUGACCCCUCCUAACCAAGCUUGGGUCUUUCUGCUUGAUUUUGUUCUUACUUUUCAAUUUUUGGUUGCCCAAAAGGGAACGGUAUAUUUGGGUUGUCCUGAAAGGAAUGAACUUUAGCUCAAAUUGAGUGUCCAUAUUGGCUUAUCUUGAAUGGAUCGAAGAGAUUGAGGGAGAUGGAUAGGGAUACCUUUGUUAAUUGCAGAAACAGUCACUGAACUUCGAGCUGAUGAACAUAUGUGUCAGUCGAUUGUUAGUAUAUGUUACUGAACGGGGUGAUUGUUACAUUUAUUAAUCCACAC
Linum tenue is the source of this 2097-nucleotide messenger RNA. The record is from the annotation of a GenBank genome assembly. NCBI's taxonomy places the organism in Eukaryota, Viridiplantae, Streptophyta, Magnoliopsida, Malpighiales, Linaceae.